Molecule: messenger RNA, 2280 nt
Organism: Biomphalaria glabrata
Lineage: Eukaryota; Metazoa; Mollusca; Gastropoda; Planorbidae
Exons: 4
Coding region: 740-1330 (196 amino acids)
Source: RefSeq, a predicted model, not a curated record
AUCAACACAAAAAGACACACAACAUUGCACAUACGUUGAACAAAGAGGACUUCACUGCACAACACAUAGGAUCACUCGUGCGCUAUCUACACAAUACCAGGCUGAAUGACAAGGUUCGUGAACUUUAAAAAGCCCUUUAACCUAUUACUUUGUUCCCGAUGCUAAGACCACGGGCUUGCAACACGAACGUGCUUCAAGGGUUGACUAAACACAUUCACAAUAUGUUAUCAUGCAAGUGUUCCUUGUCGUUUCGAUUGAUGUGUCUCUUAGUUAACUUCAUAACAUAACGACAUCUUCUCUAGUCUGUGUUGACAAGACGCACACUGUGGUGAUUCGUAGACAAAGUGGAUUAAUAUACAUUAUGAUUUCGUCAAUUCUUUUAUGAUCAUCUAUAGUGCAUCAAUAAGGAAUUUCUUCCAUUCCGUAGAGUAGAAAAAAAGUAACACAUUGAACCCAAUAGGAUAAUAAAAUUAAAUAGGUCAAUUUAAAGCCUCAAAUGUUCGGAAGGCUUUUUUUAAUCUAGUGAAAUAUCUCUAGACACUGAUGACACACAAAAAAGAAGAGUUUGUUCCAAAAGUAGCAUGCUUCGUACUGCUGUGAAGUUUAUUUGUAUUGGACGAAUGUCAACAUCCAGUCUAUUUGCCCUCUAUUGGUAUCUAAGGCCAUCUGAGUGUCUCGUAUUGGAUACAUUUUGAAUAAUACCUUCAAACCAAGUAUUUACAUAACAUCACCAGUUACCAUGAACGAAGAAGAGUUUGAUGACAUUGCAGAAUUCAAGAAGACUCAAGCCCACAAUGAAAACGUCAAUUCACGUCGCAUAGGACUCUGUUGUUUCCUGUUUAGUCUUGCUUUUGUCCUGCUGGUGGUCGGAGAUGUUUACCCGUUUUGGACUUUACAUCAGGGACGGAACUAUCAUUACGACCAGUACGCUUCUUACGGAGGCAAUUCAGACUUUUCCAAACUUGUUGGCUACGUCACGAUUGUGUCCCUUGUCCUUGGAGCUGCCAGCAUACUCGUCAGCCUCGUCAUGGUGUUUGGAUCUUUCUACCCAGACAUCAGAGAGUACCAGCACAUUGCCUUCAGGAUCAACGUAGCUAUCGCUGCAUUGGGAGGUGUUCACGCCCUACAUGCGUGUGUCAUAUUUUUGGUAGACGUCUACGCCAUGAGUCCCAGCAUACCACACAACACAGUGCCCGGUUGGUCAUUCUAUCUCGUAUUCGCCAGCGGCCUCGUGGAGCUCAUCGGCGGCUGGCUUUGCAGCACCCUGGAGUACCACUUCACCGAGAUGGUGGAACAUGUGGACCACGUGGACAUCUUUCAGAAUCACUGAAUAGGUCAGCAACAUGACAUCUCAGCAAGACAAGGAUAGCUCUGCUUAAAGAGUGAAAUCUCUACAUAAAAUAACACAUCUAUAAUUAAAAAAAACACUGAACACAUGCUAUAACGCAAUACUUCGCAAAUACUUUUCAUUAGCCAAUCUCCCUAUUUUAAUCACAUAUGAAGUAGCAACAGGUAAAGAUGAUUUUUUUGUCAUUAAAGUUUUUACCUGGCUCCCAAUUACAUUCGAGUCCGGUUUAUCGAACCACAUCAGAACGCAACCGUUUUGGUCAUAUAACAAGUUGGCUCUUUUAACCGGAUUCUAUUGCAAUUUAGGAUUCUAACAAAAUAACUUGCUGGUUUAAUUAACCAGCUUCUUCUGUUUACGUUGAAUUCCAAUAAGUUGGUUUAUUAAAAUUUUCCAUAAUACUUAAAUCCCAUAAUUUUUUUACAUAAUUCUCGAAAUUGGUGUGAAUAAGAGAAAUCCAAUUACCAACUGAGCACCAUACACACACUGAAAUCGUAUGAGAUAACAAUAAUUUAGAUCCCAUGAUAAUUGUAUAACUUGAAACUCAAAUAAUGUUUAGAUGUAUUAUAUAUGAUGUAAAUAUGUAAAAUAUAGCUGUAAAUGUUCUAAUUAUUUAAGGCAUUUCAUGUACACGCCAGGCUUCAUAUAUUCUGGACUCUUAGUAUCUCAAGACUUUUUAGAAACUCCUGUCGUUUUUUUUUAAAUCCCAUAUAAAUAAUAAAUGUGUAGUUUGCAGUCUAUGCUUGGUUACUUAUUCUUAACAUUACAGUUAUGAAGGAAACAAACUCUUGGUGGCAAGUUUUGUAUUUAGACAUUCUGAUCCAUAUACUGGCAUAUGCAGUUGAACAUAGAACUUUCUUAAAUAUAUUGCGUAUGUUUGUAAAUAAGUGUACAUUUCAGUAAAUGUAAGAUAAUAAGAUUCUUAUGUUACAUUU